Molecule: messenger RNA, 2277 nt
Organism: Zasmidium cellare ATCC 36951
Lineage: Eukaryota; Fungi; Ascomycota; Dothideomycetes; Mycosphaerellales; Mycosphaerellaceae
Exons: 1
Coding region: 1-2277 (758 amino acids)
Source: RefSeq, a predicted model, not a curated record
AUGGACAACCGACACAGGAAUUUCGCCGGCAAAGCAUUACUUUAUCGCACUAUCGACAGUCCCAAGUGGCGGGUGUUUUUGCGCCGCAACGUGAGAGACGCCCUUGACAGUCACGAGCGGGAUCUGGCGCGAGAGCAGCAGUCUGAUGCGACAGUCACGCCGAAGUGUGAGGACAGGGAAGACAGUACACAGCCUGAAUGGGAGCCGCCGAGUGAUCGCAUGAUGGAGCCUUUGUUAGAGUAUCAGAAACCUACCCUGCGGAUCAGUGCGCUGCAUUUGAGGCAUCCCCAAGAGCCUCCGCGACCUCGCAACAACGAUGAACCGUCCUGGUUGCGGCAAUCUGACUCCUUCAUCCGGCCGUGUCAGGUGCGUGUUUCGACGUGGGAUCGGCGAGUCGGCAACACGAUCAUGUACAACGAGCCUCGCCACGCUCGUAUUGUCGGACGCGACAAUAGCAACGGUCGGGUGACUUUCGACGUCUUCAUCUUAGACCCUUUCAACAUACCCAUCGAGCAGAUUUCCUGCCCGACACCGAGUUUUACCGGCAAAGGACCGUGGGAGCGGAGACUCGAGGAGAGCUGUGUCUUGGAGUGUGACGUCCAAUUUCAAGACUCCAAGUCAACAGCUGAAUUCCUCAACCUGGUCGAAGGUCGUCCUUUGAACGAGUACCACACAGCAGCAGCAAACGAGGGCAUUGUGAAGAUCAAGUGGAGCAAUCUUCCGCAAGUGCCAAAGGACGGCGAGCUACUUCAAAUGAAGCGAGCCAAAGGACACAAAUCUCUCGACAUGGAAUACGGAGCCGAAAUCACCAUGGGCUGGAACGAGCGCACAGAUAUGCCUUUUACGAGACACAGCAAAGCAGUUCGCGCCAGGAGAGAAGAGCUGCGCCAGCUGCCGACGCCAGUCUCUGAGGAUCUCGAAGCUGGCCGCAACAAGUACACGAUCAAGUACUCCUUCCGUGGUAGCGCUUUCGAGGUGCGCACCUUUUUGAGUGAGAAUCUCAAGUGCAUAUUCUGCCUACAGGGAGGUGAGCAUACGUCAUUUGACAGGCUCUUGCUGCACUACCAUAACCAUCACGAUCAUUUCAACUUCGAGGUGGAGCACCGUCCGCAGGCCGUGAAGGCAAUCCGCAUCACUCACGCAGACGAUGAAUACCUUGAGCGAGAGUUCGGAUGGGUAGCACCUCGACGGGCAUUUGACAUCAACGGCCAUCUCAACGGCACUGAUGACUGGACGAGCAUGAUGUUCGAGAAGAGAGAGGGACCACAAGGGACACCUCGGCAGAGGAAAGAGAAGUUCGCAGCGAGGCCAGCAGCUGGCAAGUCACCAUCGACGAACAAGUCGCGUCAGAACAAGGUCCCGGGCCUGAAGCUCGCGAAUCCGAAGAGAAAGUUCACCGAGCCAGAACAGGUCGAAGACCUCGUCCCGCAAGUGCGCAAGAAGAACAAGGUCCCACAUGUACCUGGCGUCGUCUUCUAUCGCACCACAUCAAAGCAGAUACUCAAGCCUGGCGACGAGAUCAGCGACAGCGACGAAGAUGUAGACGACACCUGGAUGAAGCAGACCCAGCGACACGAUCUGAAGAAGAUGGGCGAGGACGGCAUCUCGCUGGACUUCAACGAGCUGUUUAAUAGGCAACUCGACGAAGAGCAGCCAAUGUCUGAUACGCUAACCAGUGAUGCAAUCGUGCGGUUCGCGCGGAGAUGGGUUGACUUGCUCAAAGAUCCGAAGUGGAAGGAGAAGUUCCAGGCGAAGUUGACGCAGCUGGAGACGAGGCGCAUCUUGCGGGAAGAGACGGUGAAGUAUUGUAUGGAUCUGGUAGAGGCUGCCCAAAAGAAGGACGCAGCGGAGGAGACGUCCAGGGGAACGUCUGGAACGCCUCAACGACAAGGCGCCAACACGGCGAACACGCCUUCACGAGUGAUCACUCCCGCGCCGAAGAACUCCAACUACUCGGGUAAGGUUCGAAUGAGGUGGCUCGAAGGUGCACUGCGGUUGACAGAUGAACAAGGUGUACCACAAGUAUCAGGACCGGCUGACAAGAACCCCACCCCUACAGGCGUACACGACACCACCACUGCGGGAAAGGCAGCCGCUCCGACGAUGAGAUCUCGGCCUCUGCCCAAGCCUUGCGUUUGCGGAACUAAUAUUAUGGGCAAGAUGGGCACGAUUGCGUGUGCGAAUGUGAAGUGUCCGACGGAGGGGUUUCAUAUGGCUUGUGUGGGGUUGGAGAAUAGGUCUUGGGAUUGGAGGUGUGGGGAGUGUUCUUCUUCGUGA